UCUCUCUUGGGUCGGACUCUCUCCUCCCAGCUCCCUAGCUCUCCGGCUGGCUCCCAGGCUCCCGGGCUGCCGGGCUCCUAGGCUGUCAGCGCCCGGCAGCGCCGGAGCCCUUUCUCUCCGCCUUGCCAAGGCGGGUGGGUGGCAGGCCGCAGGAGGCGGUGUCGUGGAAUCCGCUGGCAGUCCGCAGCCCCGCAGAGCCUGGAGGCCGCCCUGAUGGAGCCGCAGCUCCCCGUCGGAGCUCAGCCCCUGGCAAAGGUGGAGGGUUUGGAGAUGAAGGGUCCCCUCCGGGAGCCCUGCGCCCUGACCCUAGCCCAGAGGAACGGGCAAUAUGAGUUAAUAAUCCAGUUGCAUGGGAAGGAACAGCAUGUUCAAGAUAUCAUUCCUAUAAAUAGCCACUUCAGAUGUGUUCAAGAAGCAGAGGAAACUCUUUUGAUUGAUAUUGCUUCGAACAGUGGCUGCAAAAUUCGGAUACAGGGAGACUGGACUAGAGAGCGCCACUUUGAGAUUCCUGAUGAAGAACACUGUUUGAAGUUCCUCUCAGAGGUCCUUGCAGCUCAGGAAGCUCAGUCACAGCUUCUUGUUCCAGAACAAAAAGACUCAUCUAGCUGGUACCAGAAAUUAGACACUAAGGACAAACCUGCUUUUUCAGGGCUGCUUGGAUUUGAGGAUAACUUUUCAUCUAUGAAUUUAGAUAAAAAAAUGAACGCGCAAAAUCACCCCACAGGGAUUCAUCGGGAACCGCCCCCUCCACCUCCUUCAGUGAAUAGAAUGCUUCCACGGGAAAAGGAAGCUUCAAACAAAGAACUGCCCAAAGUGACCAACACCAUGAGGAAGCUAUUUGUACCAAACACUCAAUCUGGGCAGCGAGAGGGUCUCAUCAAACAUAUCCUUGCAAAACGAGAGAAGGAAUAUGUCAAUAUCCAGUCUUUCAGAUUUUUUGUUGGAACUUGGAAUGUGAAUGGCCAGUCUCCUGAUAGCAGCUUAGAACCUUGGCUGAACUGUGAUCCAAAUCCUCCUGAUGUUUACUGCAUUGGAUUCCAAGAGCUGGACUUGAGCACAGAAGCCUUUUUCUACUUUGAGUCAGUGAAAGAACAAGAAUGGUCCCUGGCCGUGGAAAGGGGUCUGCCUUCUAAGGCCAAGUAUAAAAAAGUUCAACUGGUCCGCCUUGUGGGGAUGAUGCUUCUUAUAUUUGCUAGAAAAGAUCAGUGUCGAUAUAUCCGUGAUAUUGUUACAGAAACAGUUGGAACUGGAAUCAUGGGGAAAAUGGGAAACAAAGGUGGAGUAGCUGUGAGAUUUGUUUUUCAUAACACCACUUUCUGCAUUGUCAACUCCCACCUGGCUGCCCAUGUGGAAGAGUUUGAAAGAAGGAAUCAGGAUUAUAAAGACAUCUGUGCAAGAAUGAGUUUUUCGGUCCCCAAUCAGACUCUCCCACAGUUGAAUAUCAUGAAGCAUGAUGUUGUCAUAUGGUUGGGAGACUUGAACUACAGACUUUGCAUGCCUGAUGCCAAUGAGGUGAAAAAUCUUAUUAAUAAAAAUGACCUUCAGAAGCUCUUGAAAUUCGACCAGUUAAACAUUCAGCGCACACAGAAAAAAGCUUUUGUGGAUUUCAAUGAAGGGGAAAUCAAGUUUAUCCCUACCUACAAGUAUGAUUCUAAAACUGACAGAUGGGAUUCCAGUGGGAAAUGCCGAGUUCCAGCCUGGUGUGACCGAAUUCUUUGGAGAGGAAUAAAUGUUAAUCAACUUCAUUACCGGAGUCACAUGGAACUCAAAACUAGUGACCACAAACCUGUUAGCGCUCUGUUCCAUAUUGGGGUAAAGGUUGUGGAUGAACGGAGGUAUCGUAAGGUCUUUGAAGAUAUCGUACGCAUUAUGGACAGAAUGGAAAAUGACUUCCUUCCUUCAUUAGAACUUAGCAGGAGAGAGUUUAUGUUUGAGAAUGUGAAGUUUCGGCAGCUGCAAAAGGAGAAGUUCCAGAUCAGCAACAAUGGACAGGUUCCCUGCCAUUUUUCCUUCAUCCCUAAACUUAAUGACAGCCAAUACUGCAAGCCAUGGCUUCGAGCUGAACCUUUUGAGGGCUACUUGGAGCCAAAUGAGACAGUGGACAUUUCCCUUGAUGUGUAUGUCAGCAAAGACUCUGUAACCAUCCUAAACUCGGGUGAAGAUAAGAUUGAAGAUAUUCUUGUCCUUCAUUUGGAUCGCGGGAAAGAUUACUUCUUGACCAUCAGUGGGAAUUACCUUCCGAGUUGCUUUGGUACCUCGUUAGAGGCUUUGUGUCGAAUGAAAAGACCUAUCCGAGAAGUUCCUGUCACCAAACUCAUAGACUUGGAAGAAGACAGCUUCCUAGAAAAGGAGAAAUCCCUUCUGCAGAUGGUCCCAUUGGAUGAAGAUGCCAGUGAGAGACCCCUUCAAGUCCCCAAGGAGAUCUGGCUUCUAGUAGAUCACUUAUUCAAAUAUGCAUGUCACCAGGAGGACUUGUUCCAAACCCCUGGGAUGCAGGAGGAGUUACAGCAGAUCAUUGAUUGUCUGGAUACCAGCAUUCCUGAAACAAUCCCUGGCAGUAACCACUCUGUGGCUGAAGCACUGCUCAUUUUCCUGGAAGCCCUGCCAGAGCCAGUCAUCUGUUAUGAGCUGUAUCAGCGAUGUCUUGACUCUGCUCAUGAUCCUCGCAUCUGCAGACAGGUAAUUUCCCAGCUUCCAAGAUGCCAUAGAAAUGUUUUCCGCUACUUGAUGGCAUUCCUUCGUGAACUCUUAAAAUUCUCAGACUACAACAAUGUCAGUGCCAACAUGAUCGCUACUCUCUUCACCAGCCUUCUCCUGAGGCCUCCACCAAACCUCAUGGCAAGACAGACUCCAAGUGACCGCCAGCGUGCCAUCCAGUUCCUUCUGGGCUUCCUGCUCGGGAGCGAGGAAGAAUAAGUGGUUUCCUAUCUGAGAUUCUAGAGGAGGAAGAUCUUGGGCUCUGAAUAUUUCAGACUGAGCUGAGGAGUCGUGUCACAGAAAGAGUCUAUUGCA
Messenger RNA from Acomys russatus (golden spiny mouse), 3012 nucleotides. It is a transcript of the gene Ocrl, whose product is annotated as OCRL inositol polyphosphate-5-phosphatase. The coding region runs from base 214 to 2916 and encodes 900 amino acids. The transcript has 24 exons. Gene Ontology annotation, cellular component: cytoplasm; membrane. Gene Ontology annotation, biological process: phosphatidylinositol dephosphorylation; signal transduction. The record is from RefSeq and is a predicted model, not a curated record. Gene Ontology annotation, molecular function: inositol phosphate phosphatase activity; phosphatidylinositol-4,5-bisphosphate 5-phosphatase activity. NCBI's taxonomy places the organism in Eukaryota, Metazoa, Chordata, Mammalia, Rodentia, Muridae.